UCAUCAAGACAUCACACCACAUCGUUCGAUUACAUUCAUCAGGUGUUCAGGCAGCACAACAACGUUCGAAGCGGCCGUAAUCGCGUGCCGCGCUCCUCGCAUGAUGUUUGGGUUGGACAGGUUAUUCUGCCCUACCAUGCCAUCAGCGUGCGGAAUCGUCGUUCAGUUGACUUUGUUUUGGGAUUUGAUUCAUGGCUCUAGGGCGAGGUGCUAUGCAGAUGGCGUUUUGGUCGCGGAUGGGACUCAUACGUGUAGCCGGGGGGAAAGCAUAAAAUUGAUUUCGGAUGUUAAGGAGGAAAGCCAAGGACUACCCGGAUCAAUGAUACCGACGUAUUGGUCUAGAUAUUUAUUGCAAGCACAAGGUCCAUAUAAGACCCUGAAUCAGUUCUCCUCCAUAACACCUCAGGGUCACGUACGCCUGUUGAGCGACUUCACCAACUCAAGCUUUCGACAUCGGAUGGUAGGGGCGAGCAAAGAGCCUUGCGUCUGUGGUAAAUUCAACAAGCGAAAGACAGCCUGGCGGUUGUCAACUUUCAAAUAGCAUCUAAAAAUUACGCACACACGCGACAAAUGAGAGUAAAUUCUUUGCGAUGCGAGUCAAGGUGGUAAAGGACUCGCUGCUGAUACAAACCUGAAAGCCUCGAGCCACGGUAAUCGGUUCAAUCCGCCGGCUGUCAAAUUCACAACAGCCUUGUGACCAGGGCACCCACAGGUUCUAGACCCAUUAGCAGAGGAAGCAGAGGAACUUCGUUAUUCCCAGCUCUGCGUAGGAGCAUUUUGACGAAUCCCAAGCAUUAGCGACGACUCGAGGGGCGCAAGGGUGCGGGCAUGCAUCUAAAGUAG
Pseudomassariella vexata is the source of this 843-nucleotide messenger RNA. RefSeq lists its product as uncharacterized. The record is from RefSeq and is a predicted model, not a curated record. The transcript has a single exon. Bases 101 to 541 code for a protein of 146 amino acids. NCBI's taxonomy places the organism in Eukaryota, Fungi, Ascomycota, Sordariomycetes, Amphisphaeriales, Pseudomassariaceae.